This is a messenger RNA of Culicoides brevitarsis, 3006 nucleotides long. RefSeq names its product lysosomal alpha-mannosidase-like. Lineage: Eukaryota; Metazoa; Arthropoda; Insecta; Diptera; Ceratopogonidae. Gene Ontology annotation, cellular component: lysosome. The record is from RefSeq and is a predicted model, not a curated record. The transcript is spliced from 7 exons. Gene Ontology annotation, biological process: mannose metabolic process. Gene Ontology annotation, molecular function: alpha-mannosidase activity; carbohydrate binding. The coding region runs from base 1 to 3006 and encodes 1001 amino acids.
AUGAGAGGCAUUGUGAUAUUUUCAUGCCUGCUACUGAUUGUAGCGUUUGCAGAAGCUAAACCAAGUUUUCCAUGGCCAUCACGGAAAAAGUGUGGAUAUGAUCGCUGCACUGAUGCCGUUCCAGAUAAGUUAAAUGUCCAUAUCGUGGCACACACGCACGAUGACGUUGGAUGGCUCAAAACCGUAGAUCAGUACUAUUACGGACACCGAAACACAAUUCAGAAGGCUGGCGUACAGUACAUUUUGGAUUCGGUAGUCACGGAAUUGCUCAGAGAUAAAAAUCGUAGAUUUAUUUACGUUGAAUCUGCGUUCUUUUCGAAAUGGUGGGACGAACAAACGGAGGAAAUGAAGAAAGAUGUGAAGAAGUUGGUUGAUGAGGGUCGCUUGGAGUUCAUUGGUGGCGCAUGGUCGAUGAAUGACGAAGCAGCUGUGCAUUAUCACAGCGUUAUCGACCAAUUUUCAUUGGGAUUGAAAUUCUUAAAUGACACUUUUGGAGAAUGUGGACGUCCUCAUAUCGGAUGGCAAAUUGAUCCUUUUGGGCAUUCGCGUGAACAAGCUUCGAUGUUUGCUCAAAUGGGUUACGAUGGAAUGUUCUUUGCGCGUCUCGAUUAUCAAGACAAAGGUAAUCGCAUGAGAACCAAAACUCCGGAAAUGAUUUGGCAUGGAAGUGAAAAUUUGAGUCCUGAUCAGUCGGAUAUUCUUACGGGUGUUUUGUACAAUCAUUAUAGUCCUCCGCCAGGCUUUUGCUGGGAUUUGUUGUGCAAUGAUGAUCCAAUUAUCGAUGAUCCACAUAGUUUUGACUAUAAUGUACCUGAAAAAAUGAAAGCUUUUGUAGAUUUCGCUAAAAAGGCAGCCAGCAAUUACCGUACUAACAACAUUUUGAUCACAAUGGGUGACGAUUUCAGUUAUCAAGAUGCCAGCAUGUGGUUCAAAAAUAUCGAUAAACUUUUGACUUACGCCAACGACCUAUACGGCGACGAAGUAAAUAUUUUCUAUUCAACUCCAACUUGCUACCUCAAAGCCUUACAUGACGCCAACAUCACUUGGCCCGAAAAAUCUGACGAUUUCUUCCCCUAUGCUAACGACCCAUACACCUACUGGACCGGCUACUACACUUCUCGUCCCACCCAGAAGCGUUACGAGCGCGUUGGCAACCAAUUUUUACAAGUUUGCAAACAAGUGACUGCAAUUGCACCAAGUCAGGAACCCGAAUACGAGGAAAAUUUGAAGGAAUUACAAUCGGCAAUUGGCGUUAUGCAACAUCACGAUGCCAUUACGGGCACAGAAAAGCAACAUGUCGCUGAUGAUUACGCUAGAAUGUUGCAUCAGGCCUUCGAGGCAUGCGAAAGUAACGUUCGUAAUGUUUUCAAUACCUUCAAUGACGACGCCUUGAACUAUGAAAAUUGUUUGCACUUGAAUGUCAGUGCGUGCGAAGUCACCGAAGCAUCGGAAGCUGUCUAUCUCGUGACUUUGUACAAUCCAACGGGUCAACCAAAGCAGGAAUUUGUUCGUGUUCCGAUGAGUAAUGACAAAUAUUUCGUCGUUGAUGUCGCCAAUGAUCCUUUGGAAUAUCAAAUUGUCCCAAUUCCUGAAAGUGUGUUGAACAUCAAAGGUCGCAAUAGUUCAGCAACGCACGAAAUUGUCUUCCGUACUCCAGAAAUCCCUCCAAUGGGGGUCGGACAUGCUUUUUUGAUCUUUAACGAUAAUGACGCCGCCAUUCCAGAUUUGAACAAAUAUUAUUGGAAAAAACCUGCAAGUGGCGAAGGAUUUAGCAUCAAAAACGAAUUUGUCGAGUUAAAAUUCGACUCGAAUGGUCUCGUUUCGCAUUUGGAAAGUGGUGACUUUAGCGAGUCCUUUGCACAGAAUUUUGUGUGGUACGAAGGUGCAAACGGCGAUAAUCGUGAAUUUAAAAAUCGCUCGUCAGGUGCUUACAUUUUCCGUCCCAACAAUACAGAACGUCUUUUGACCCAAAGAGUCAAAGUUGAAGUAGUCGAAGGUCCCUUGGUACAAGAAGUGCAUCAAAUUUUCAACGAUUGGGUCUCGCAAGUGAUCCGAGUGUACCGCGGACAAUCGCAUGUCGAAUUUGAAUGGCUUGCUGGACCAAUUCCCUUCGAAGAUGGUUUGGGAAAGGAACUUGUGUCACGUUUUUACACGAAAAUCAAGAAUGACGGAGUUUUUUACACAGAUUCCAAUGGUCGUGAAAUGCUAAAACGCGUUCGGGAUCACCGUGAUACCUGGAAUGUGGAAAUUUAUGAGAAGGAAGCGGGAAAUUAUUAUCCAGUAACGUCGAAAAUCGCAAUUGAAGACGAGAAACAUCGAUUGGCGGUUCUUAAUGAUCGUGCCCAAGGUGGCAGUAGCUUGUUUGAUGGCGUUGUUGAGCUCAUGGUUCAUCGUAGAUUGUUACGAGAUGAUGCUUUUGGUGUUGGAGAGGCUUUGAAUGAGACAACAGUCGCUCGAGGACGUCAUUAUGUCUUCUUUGGACCUAAAAAGGGACAAGAACCAAGUCAAGUUGCAAGGGAGAGACUCUUACAAUCGGAUUUAAUUACAAGUGUUUGGCCAAUGUUUGCUGAUAUUCGUCCACUUUUGCAGGAAAAGUCACUUGCUGAGAUUCAAGCUCAAUUAAAUGAGGUUUCGUUCAUGGCUAAUUCCUUACCAGACAACGUAAAACUUUUAACUUUCGAGCCUUUGAACUUUAAUGAUACUUUCUUGUUGCGUCUUGAGCACAUCUUUGAGUUCGGAGAAGAUCCAUGGUACUCAAAACCGGUCGAAGUCAAUCUUCUUGAAGUUUUUGAUCAAUUUGAAUUUACAAUUCGUGAGACAACAUUAGAUGGCAAUCAAUGGUUGGAUGAGACAGUACGUUUAAAGUUCAAUGCCGACUCACAAGGCGUUCAAUCGAAGCGUUUCCAGAAAAUUGAAAAGGCUAAUUACGAUAAUUACGUUAUCAUGCUUACUCCGAUGGAAAUUAGAACGUUCGUGAUGACUGUCACCAAUAAUACGAUGGUUUAG